CAAGCAGCUCAGCUCACACUCCAACUGCUCCCGUACAUCUUCCUCAGCUCGAGCUCACAGCGACCCACCGACCCAGCUCCUCCACCACCCAUGGCGGACCGCGUCCACCCCGCGCCGCUGCUUCCGGUCUCCACCCCUCCGCCGGACACCAACCCCGAAACGUCCGCGGAGACCGCGCCGCUGCGCCCCCCGACGACGGCACCGCCAUCGCCAUCGCCACCGCUGGCGCCGCCGCCGGGCACGUCGUACAUCGUGCACGUGCCCAAGGACCAGGUGCUCCGCGUGCCGCCCCCGGACCGCGCGAGCAGGUACACCAAGCUCGCCGCGCGCCCGGCCAGGCGCCGCCUCCUCCGCCGCGCCUGCUGCGGCGCCUGCGGCGCGCUCCUCCUCCUGCUCGUCCUCGCCGCAGCCUUCGUCGGCGCGGCCUACCUCGUCUUCCGGCCCCGGGCGCCCGCCUUCUCCGUCGCCUCCCUCUCCCUCGACGCCGCCGCCCUCCUCCUCGGCGGCGGCUCGCCCGUGCGGAUCGACGCCGCCGUGCGCGCGGACAACGGCGCCAACCGCAAGGUCGGGGUCGACUACCGCGGCGGCGGCGAGGUCGCCGUCUCCUACUCCGGCGUCCGGCUCGCCGAGGGCCGCUGGCCGGCCUUCUACCAGGCGCCGCGGAACGUGACGGUGGUGGCGAUGCCGCUGGCGGGCGGGGGGAGCGGCGGCGUGGCGCUGCUCACGGAAGAGCAGAGGGCGAGCCUGCUGGUGGAGGCGGAGGCGGGCGCCGUGCCGCUCACGGUGGAGGCGAGGGUGCCCGUGCGGGUCAGGCUCGGCAAGGUGCUGCGGACGUGGACGGUCGACGUCUGGGCGCGCUGCGAGGUGACGGUCGACAAGCUGGCCGGCCAGGCGGCGGCCGCCAACAAGGGGUGCACGGUCAAGGUCAAGCCGCUCUGGUGGUGGUGGUGAUACUGGAUGCCUCACUGCCUGGUGAUCGAUCGCCUAUUCGCCGGCGUGGCAUCACGCCAUGCGCCGGCGUCGAGGUUAAUUGAUCGAUCCUUACUACUUGUACAUGUGCACUGCAUUGAUUCGUGUGAUCUGGAGGCACUUCUUGGAUGGAUCAUGGAUGUAAAAUGCAAUUGGAGACUUGGAGUUGUACAUAACAACUGAGUACGUAUAUAUCAGCAGAUCGAGCAUUCUGAUCA
Lolium perenne is the source of this 1187-nucleotide messenger RNA. Its product is annotated as NDR1/HIN1-like protein 13. Gene Ontology annotation, cellular component: plasma membrane. The record is from RefSeq and is a predicted model, not a curated record. Gene Ontology annotation, biological process: defense response to other organism. NCBI's taxonomy places the organism in Eukaryota, Viridiplantae, Streptophyta, Magnoliopsida, Poales, Poaceae.